Molecule: messenger RNA, 1720 nt
Organism: Rattus norvegicus (Norway rat)
Lineage: Eukaryota; Metazoa; Chordata; Mammalia; Rodentia; Muridae
Source: RefSeq, a predicted model, not a curated record
CCCGAGGAGGAUGAGCUGGCUCUUUCCCCUGACCAAGAGCGCGUCAUCCUCCGCGGCCGGGUCCCCUGCCGGCCUCACCAGUCUUCAGCAGCAGAAGCAGCGGCUGAUCGAGUCACUCCGGAACUCCCAUUCCAGUAUAGCUGAAAUACAAAAGGAUGUGGAAUACAGAUUGCCAUUCACAGUAAACAACCUGACAAUUAACAUUAACAUAUUACUUCCUCCACAGUUUCCUCAGGAAAAACCAGUGAUUAGUGUUUAUCCACCAAUAAGACAUCACUUAAUGGAUAGUCAAGGAUUAUAUGUUACCUCUCCAUUAGUAAGCAAUUUUACAAUGCACUCAGAUCUUGGAAAAAUUAUUCAAAGUCUUUUGGAUGAGUUCUGGAAGAAUCCUCCAGUUUUAGCUCCUACUUCAACAACAUUUCCAUACCUGUAUAGUAAUCCAGGUGGGAUGCCUCCUUACCCUUCUCAGGGGUUUCCAUUUCUUCCUUCCUACCCUCCACAAGAAGCUGCUAGCAGGAGCAUCACUUCUUUGUCUGUAGCUGACACUGUUUCUUCUUCAACCACAAGUUACACUGCAGCCAAGCCUGUGGCGCCUUCAUUUGGCAUCCUUUCAAGUCUGCCAUUACCAGUUCCCACAACAGAAUCUUCAGCAUCGAUUAACCAAAAUGGUUUUGGUUAUAAGAUGCCGGAUAUUCCUGAUGCAUUUCCAGAACUUUCAGAACUAAGUGUGUCACAGCUCACAGACAUGAAUGAACAGGAGGAGGUAUUACUAGAACAGUUCCUGAUGUUGCCUCAACUAAAGCAAAUUAUUACCGACAAGGAAGACCUAGUAAAAAGUAUCGAGGAAUUAGCAAGAAAAAAUCUCCUUUUGGAGCAUAGCCUGGAAACCAAAAGGCAGGCCGUCUUAGAUAAGUAUGAAUUACUUAUACAAAUGAAAUCUACCUUUGAAAAGAAGAUGCAAAGGCAGCAUGAACUCAGCGAGAGUUGUAGUGCAAGUGCCCUACAGGCAAGAUUGAAAGUAGCCGCACAUGAGGCUGAGGAGGAGUCUGAUAAUAUUGCCGAAGAUUUCCUGGAGGGAAAAACUGAAAUAGAUGAUUUUCUCAAUAGCUUCAAGGAAAAGAGAACAAUUUGCCACUGUAGAAGAGCUAAAGAAGAGAAGCUUCACCAGGUGAUAGCCAUGCACAGCCAGUUCCAUGCUCCUCUCUAGCUCUAAUUUCAUGGUUCUGGAUGGAACUUGCCAUUUCUCAACAUUUUUAUUACGAAUUGCACUUUCCCCUUAAUUUGAAAGUGUUUGUCUUUUACUUUGGAACUCCAAAGGGAAACUUCAGGCAGUGAGAAACACAGCUUCAUCAGAGUCCCGGUCCUUGCCGCUGUCUUCACUGGGUGCAUGCUCACCACCACUGGGAGACCGACAGCUCAAAUCCUCCACCCCAGACUCUUGAUCACUAUUCACUGAAAGAUCGGGGUCUGAGCUUUUUAAAUUGUCUUGGGUUAGAAUCAGAGCAGAAUCUUCAUCACCCUGGGAGGGGCUCCUGGAUGGGAAGGACUUCAUGUUCCCACUGUAAUCCUGAGGAGUGUUGGCUGUGCUGUUGUCUGAGGUAGAAAACCCCGAGUGUUUGCUGGGUUCACUUUGCUUACUCUUCACUUUGGCGCCAUUUAAAUGGACUUUCUGAAUUUUUUCCAGCCUCUAAAAAAUAAAUAACAACUUUAAGAAAACUCA